AUGCGCAGUAAGCGAAAGGGCAUCACUUCACCAAUUUGGCGAACGUUGCUGCCAAGAGCGAGGACGGUGAGGACUGGAGCUUGGUACGAUUCGAAAGCUUGCUUCUACAUCUUCAAUUUUACGUUUAAGAAUGUGAUUCUCUGUCUUCUGACGGUUGGCCGAAUUGACAAACAUUUCCACGUUCCAAAUGGAUCUGAGAUUCGUCAGUCAGUCGGUACUUCACGCGGAUUCGGACGUAAAUGGUCCGCGGACGAAAUUGUGUUCCGCAACUCGAACCCGACCGCGCCGAACGCACUUAGAACUCAGCUUUGGGUGCUGAUAUGUGUUGCGGAUGGCCUGCUAGGGAUCAUCACCAGUCUCCCUCCAGUCACCAGUCUCCACAAGCAAGCCAAAGAUCAAACAAUAAUCAGCAAUGGGACCGUUCAGUCUCGGAUAUAUCUCAGUAGAUUGAUUGAGAUUGCCGGCAAGAUCCAAAACUUGGAUGACAUGAACACAGCAUAUGGAUCCAGUACUGACCUUUACACACCUUCUUUGGAGCUCAUCAGGGAGUUGAAGUCGCUCGCUUCCCAGACUCCGGAACAUUGGUGGCUUAGAGAUCCGGGCCAUGUCAAACCUGAAAAUAUCGUACAGUUUAUACAUUAUUACCUCGUUAUGAGAGCUCACCUGCCCUUCAUCAUGCGACAGGCCUCAGGCGAAGAGUUUCUCUACGGCCUCUGCACCUGUAUGGAUGCAUGUGAAUCCGUGGUGCAGCGAUAUCAAGAACUUCGGGGGGCGCUUCCUCCGGGGUUCUUUCUUGCUGGGAUGUUGGAUCUGCAAGCAUUUACAGCGACGGUGAUCCUCCUUCUCACGUCGCACAGUACAUCGCACAGCUCGCCUUCCACUACUCGUUUCAAAUUGCGUAUCGACAAACCUAAGAUUGAAAGCGAGAUGAGAAAAGUCAUCAAGCUCAUGCGUGAAAGGUCCAAUGGCACCUGUGGCUCUCGCUUAGCCCAGGACAAUGUCACUACCUUAUGUUCCUUGAUUGAACUGCUUCAGGAAAACGAUAAUUCGGAUCAAGAACACCAACUAACAUUGAGGGUUCCUCUCCUCGGGAAACUGCAUGUCCGACGCAAACCCCAACCUGGCGAACUGAGGUUAUUUCAAGGCUCAUCAGAACAAGGUAUAAAUAAACCGAACGAGCAGUUGGCACCUGCAGCUCUUGGCACAGAUGCGUCGAUGGGGACUGCCUUGGCCGUGGAAGAAGAUUUGCAAUGGGAUAAUCUCUCUUGGUGCAUCGAGAAUAUUCACGAGAACUUUCUCCAAGAUUUUAUGGCGGAGGACUUUGAUUAG
Penicillium cinerascens is the source of this 1329-nucleotide messenger RNA. RefSeq names its product fungal specific transcription factor domain-containing protein. Lineage: Eukaryota; Fungi; Ascomycota; Eurotiomycetes; Eurotiales; Aspergillaceae. Bases 1 to 1329 code for a protein of 442 amino acids. The transcript has 2 exons. The record is from RefSeq and is a predicted model, not a curated record.